Poecilia latipinna (sailfin molly) is the source of this 1726-nucleotide messenger RNA. RefSeq names its product arylformamidase (gene afmid). The record is from RefSeq and is a predicted model, not a curated record. Gene Ontology annotation, molecular function: arylformamidase activity. The transcript has 11 exons. NCBI's taxonomy places the organism in Eukaryota, Metazoa, Chordata, Actinopteri, Cyprinodontiformes, Poeciliidae.
UGAUUCAGCCGUGAACAAUGUGUUUACACAGUGAGACUCUGCAGUCUAAAGUUCAGACCUUCAUCAGAUGGUGGUCAGAUUUAUUCCUUCGCAGCAAUCUGAGGUAUUCUGACGACGUAAACGAUGCACUGGAUGGAAAUGAAGAAAGACGAGCUAGAGAAGCAGUACUCACCCAGCAGGUGGUCCCACAGGAUGGCGGCAGACGACGUGAUUAAGGCCCACGUCAAGGCUCUGAAGGAAGGUACAGAGCGAGCCCGCAGUCUGGCUGAAACUUUAAUCAACGUUCCAUACGGAGAGGGAGAUGGAGAGAAACUGGACGUGUACAUCCCCAAGACCGCCUCUUUGGACGUCAACCUUGUUAUUUACAUCCACGGAGGCUACUGGCAGUUUCUCAGCAAAGAGGAGUCUGGAUUCAUGGCUGUCCCACUCGUUGAUAAGGACGUUGUUGUGGUUGCCGUUGGCUACGACAUUGCCCCCAAAGGUAACAUGGACCUCAUGGUGUCCCAGGUUCGCAGGAGGGUUUUUUUUGUCGUUUAACAAUACUCCAAAAUCAGUGGUCUGUACCUGUGUGGCCACUCUGCAGGGGCUCACCUGGCCGCUAUGGUGCUCUCCACCGACUGGACCCAGUACAGCGUCACACCAAACAUCAAAGGCGCUUUCCUUGUGAGCGGCAUAUACGACCUGCUGCCCAUCCUGCCCACGUACAUCAACGAGCCUCUGAAGAUGACAGAGGAGGUGGCGGUGAGAAACAGCCCCAGCCAGCUGGUCCCUCAUCUCAAACGAUCCUCGUCAGGCUGUCGGAUCGUUGUGGCCAUCGCCCAGAAUGACUCGCCGGAGUUUCGCAAGCAGUCGGAGGAAUACUACAAAACUCUGGAAGCAGCAGGACUGACGGUGACCAUGGAGGAUGUGGCGAACACAGACCAUUUUAGUAUCAUUGAGCAGCUGGUGGAUGGAGACUAUCACCUGACCAAGCUCCUCCUGAAGAUGAUGGGGAAGAGCUGAAGUGUUCAACAAACCUCUGAUCAGUCCCAGUUCACCCACAAUGAGAAAAUAAGUAUUUCUUCAGGGUUUCACUGUGGUAAAUGUUUUUUUUUUUGUCAUUUUGAGAUCAAUCCAGGUGACAUCAGUUGUUCUGAUGGUUUAGUUUACAUUAUUUACAAAUGUUCAAGAAGUCCUAACUAAGCUUUGGAUGUUUGGAACACCGUCGCUUCACUGCACUGUGUCAUGGCAGAAUUCACUUCUCAGGCUCAGUUGCAAACAGAUUUGCUGGACUACUGUGAACGUUGUUGUGAUGACGCAUAAUACCACUGCACAUUAAAUAUUUUUGAGUUGACUGUUACUUUUGACUCAUUUCUGACUGAUUAUUGCUGUUUUUCUUGUUUUUGACAAUCUUCAGUAAAGAGUAAACGUGUAUCAUUUGACAUGAAGGUAGCGUUUUCCCUGACCCUCCUGCUCUCCACUGAGAUCUGACCCGGGGGGAAUCCUGACGUAACACAUGAUGAUGAUGACGAUGAUGAUGAUGAUGGUCUGCAGCUGUUCCUGAUCCUGAUAUAUCAUUGCAGAAUUUUGAUUUCUAAUCAUGAGGUUUUGAAACUGAGAUUAAAAUGAAUCUGCAACAGUGGCACUUUGAUUUGCACUGCACAUUGUAGCAUUGCACAUUGUUUAACAAUAUUUACACCAUGUUCUGCUUGUCAUUACUGAAGAACAUAAUAAAUAUUUAUAUUUA